UCCUGUUCCCCGGAAAUGCACCGUAGGAGCGGAAGCGCCCGCCUACAGUUGCCGGCAGCAGUUCCGCGAUGGUGGGCGGCGGCGGAAUGGGGGGCGGCCUCCUGGAGAACGCUAACCCCCUCAUCUACGAGCGCUCUGGGGAGCGGCCAGUGACCGCGGGCGAGGAGGACGAGCAGGUUCCAGACAGCAUCGACGCGCGCGAGAUCUUCGAUCUGAUUCGCUCCAUCAAUGACCCGGAGCAUCCACUGACGCUAGAAGAAUUGAACGUAGUAGAGCAAGUCCGGGUUCAGGUGAGCGACCCCGAGAGCACAGUGGCUGUGGCCUUCACACCCACCAUUCCGCACUGCAGUAUGGCCACACUUAUUGGCCUGUCCAUCAAAGUCAAGCUUCUGCGAUCCCUUCCCCAGCGUUUCAAGCUGGACGUGCACAUUACACCAGGGACCCAUGCCUCGGAGCAUGCAGUGAACAAGCAGCUUGCGGAUAAAGAGCGGGUGGCAGCCGCCCUAGAGAACACCCACCUGCUGGAGGUUGUGAACCAGUGCCUAUCAGCCCGCUCCUGAGCCUGAAUUUUUGCUCCCAGCCCCACGCAGGGCUCAUGGCCUUGUUUUAUUGAACCACUGACAAUAAGAAACUAACAUUUUGCAUUUUGUAAUAAACCCUUAAUUUAUAUUCA
Molecule: messenger RNA, 673 nt
Organism: Eubalaena glacialis (North Atlantic right whale)
Lineage: Eukaryota; Metazoa; Chordata; Mammalia; Artiodactyla; Balaenidae
Gene: CIAO2B
Product: cytosolic iron-sulfur assembly component 2B
Exons: 5
Coding region: 69-560 (163 amino acids)
Biological process (GO): iron-sulfur cluster assembly
Cellular component (GO): cytosolic [4Fe-4S] assembly targeting complex
Source: RefSeq, a predicted model, not a curated record